Megalops cyprinoides (Indo-Pacific tarpon) is the source of this 1005-nucleotide messenger RNA. RefSeq names its product olfactory receptor 8D1-like. The coding region runs from base 1 to 1005 and encodes 334 amino acids. Lineage: Eukaryota; Metazoa; Chordata; Actinopteri; Elopiformes; Megalopidae. Gene Ontology annotation, biological process: G protein-coupled receptor signaling pathway. The transcript has a single exon. The record is from RefSeq and is a predicted model, not a curated record. Gene Ontology annotation, molecular function: olfactory receptor activity; G protein-coupled receptor activity. Gene Ontology annotation, cellular component: membrane.
AUGGAGACAACAACACAAGACUUAAGUAACUUCACGCGCCCGGUGGGAUUCUACAUCAGAGGCUUCUACGCCAUGAAAAAUACUGAAUAUUACUUUAUAUUUCUGGCAGUUAUUUAUGUUCUGACUGUUGUGGCAAAUAUACUGCUGAUGCUUAUCAUUUGGUACUCAGAAACUCUCCACACACCAAAGUACAUGGCUGUUUUCAGCCUCGCUGUGGUAGAUGUCAGUUUAAGCUCCGCUCUGAUUCCGAAAGCAAUUCACAUGUAUCUGUUCGAUUCCAAAUUUGUUUAUUUUGACGCCUGCUUGGCGCAGCUGUUCUUUGUUGAUUACUUUGCAUCGAUGGAAGCGUUUGCGCUCUGUGUUUUAGCUUACGACAGACUCAUUGCUAUUUAUUUCCCAUUACGAAGCAAUACUUUGAACACAAACUGUAAAAUGAUGUUGGUCAUUAUUGUAUCUUGGUCAAUACCAUUUAUAAUAGAUGUGGUAAUGGUUGCACUGAUUCCACCCCUGGCAUAUUGCAAAUCAACAAUUGUCAACAGCUUCUUCUGUGAUCAUGGACCUGUGUUUAAAAUCGCUUGCGGUGAUUAUUCUCCAAAUUGGUUUAUGGCUAGUUUUACCACUGUGGCGUUAUACUUUGUUCCUUUUGGCUUUAUUGCUGUGACAUACUUGUUCAUCAUUUAUGCAAUUUUGAGAAUUGCAUCGUCUGAGGGAAGGUGGAAAGCGUUCAAAACAUGUAGUUCGCAUUUAAUCUUAGUUGCAAUAUUUUUUGUUCCUUUUUUCGUUACUUACAUUGUGGCUUGGGCUAAUGUUAACAUUGAUACGGACACCCGAAUAAUCAACACCUCUUUGUCCGCUUCAAUUCCUCCGCUUCUCAACCCGAUCAUCUACUCUCUAAAAACCGAGGAAAUAUUGGAGCAAAUUAAAAAGCACCUUAACCUGAAAAAAAACUGCACCCAGCAACUGAUCAGCCACCAUUGUUCACUCCAACUGCAAACUCCCCUUUAA